AUGAUAAAUUCAUUAUGGAAGUCCCCUGCCGAGCUCGAUCAUCAAAUUCCUGGCCGUCGUGAUAGCCAGGACUCCGUUAUGAGCAGACUCGGUGGAAGGAACGUCUUCAUCUUCUGCUCUUCUCGCAUGUGGCGCGGCACACCCAAACUCUUACUUCAAAUCACUGCCAUAUUCUUUACCAGCUUCCUUAUUUUCGGAAUUUUACCAGAUCGAUUAUCUGGCGGCCAACUCGGAUCUGGGUAUCGAGGAAUGUUUCCUUGGGGGAGCUAUGAACCAGAACCUGAUCGAAAUUUGAGGGUCGUGGUGUUUGGCUCGCCUGAUGUUGUAGGUAACGUACACGAUCCUUCCUCAGAGCGUAAAGCAUGGACAGAGGAGCUAUGCGAUGAGCUCGAAUGCACUUCUUACCUAUCUUUCGUACCAAAGGCUCAGCCGAACAGGGGUCUCAUCAGCAACGAUAUGUACGAGGAGACAGUUAAGGAUCUUCUCAACACUACCAAGUUCACCAAUGUGAAAGAAAAGCCAGCCUUGAAUUACAAGUAUAUCGCUAAAAACUACCCCACCCCCUCCAAGGUCCCUGACCUGGCGAGCCAAGUCCAGAGCUUUCUCGCGAUGCCACCACCUGAAGAAACCCCACGCGAAACAAUCUGGGUAUUCAGCUUUGGAACGUGGGAGAUCUGGAACAUGGCAGCAAUGCCAAGACAAGAAUCGGAAGAUGCCAUCACUUAUAUGGCCAGACAAAUACUCGACCAGGCCGAGAUACUCUACGAACGAUCGUUGGACCCCACUUCUAUCGCCUACUCCGAUUUCUGGACAAACGCGACUGAAUCGCAAAUCAGUGAACUGACGGCACCCGGCGCUUUGGACAAAGUCGACAGACGCAAGUUUGAGGGCUUCCGUAUUAUAGUGCCUACGAUAUUUGACAUUUCCCUCACACCUGGAUGGCAAGGCCGGAAGACUCCACCUGCGCCCAACAAUGUGGUCGAACAGACUCGAAACGCCGCGGAACUAACCAAAUAUUGGAACCAAGAGGUAGACUUUGCCGUCGCCGAGUGGAAAGAAAGGACAACAAAAAAGCCAAAGAGACUGACAUCAAGCACCGGAACAUCAGACAAGACCAAGAGGGCCGAGAGCAUCGAGCCUGUUGAGCACAGUGAAGACACGAAAGAAUCGGCAAAAUCGACGUAUGAAAACCAGCGGGUUAUUCAGGCCCCCUAUCCUAUGCGCAAUGGGCUGCUAGUGACUCUCGACCAGGGGGUUCUUGAUGCCAUGACCGAAGGCGACAUGGAACGUGCGGCAGUUGUAGACUUGAGAGGACGCGGAACAUUAUCCGCUAAUGAUUCGAUGCGGUUCGCCGAUGUCUGGACACCGUGUGUCAGAGGAGAUAUUGCGGAUCUCAAGAUCAACGAGAAGGAGAUCAAGACAGAAUGUGAGAUCGAGCGUGAUCAUCUGUUCUACGACUCUUUUACCAUCAGCGAAAGAGCUAUGAGGAAUGUGGUGAAGGCGAUUAUGGGAGAUGUUAGGGAGGAGCUCUUCAAUGCAGAGGAAAAGCGAGGCUGGCUAUAUGGCGGUUGGUAG
Messenger RNA from Fusarium pseudograminearum CS3096, 1575 nucleotides. RefSeq lists its product as uncharacterized. The transcript is spliced from 2 exons. Bases 1 to 1575 code for a protein of 524 amino acids. The record is from RefSeq and is a predicted model, not a curated record. NCBI's taxonomy places the organism in Eukaryota, Fungi, Ascomycota, Sordariomycetes, Hypocreales, Nectriaceae.